CUCUGGUCUGGUCCGGUCGUCUGGUCCUUGUUCGUUCUUGUUGCUGUUAGCUGUUAAUGCUGGCUGGCUGUCGUUCCGGAAAGUUCAAGUCAAGAAUUUAGAACCCGAACUAAUGGCUUACUACGAGCGUUCAGAAACCUACUAUGACUACGGAGAUUAUCAAAGUGAUUCUAGACGUACCUCAAACAGUUUCAGCGAAGAAAUGAAUGGAGCAAAGCGCAAGAAAACCAACUGGAGAAGAGGAAGACGUGGAAAGAACAGUCAAGUUGGUGAAAGCAGAAGGAUAACUCCAAGAAACGUUUCAAUAGACACUCCACUAUUUCAAGAGCCUAUAAGGCCUCUGCCGCCACCUCCUCCACCAAGAAAUCCUUCACCAAGAAAUCUCCCGCCUCUAAAUGACGGGCGAAAGAGAGGCAGAGAGAGAAGUAACUCGUUCCAAAGAGCCAACCCUCAACCGUAUUUUGAUAUGAGAGAUAUGCCAGAGUUUGUUGAACCUGAACAUGUUGCACCCUCUUGGGAAUGGGAAAACUAUGUUCGAGGUUGUAGGGACUGGCAGGACAAACACAAGUUAGCCUAUUACCAGUCUCGAUGUACUGCUUUGGAAUUUGAAAAUCAGAUGCUGUUUGAUCAGAUAAAUCAACUCAUCAAAGAAAACAUAGUGUUUGCUGCUGAACGUGGGAAGACACCAACAAUGGAAGUGCCAGAGAUCCCUGGGUUGAAAUCACCAAAAGCUAAAGCUUCAAACAGCAGACAACAAGGUAAACGCAGUCAGCCCACAUCUGAUCUCGGUCUGAACUCUGACAUUGAGUUCAAUCUCACGGAAGACGUGGUGGAGUUUUUAGAAACAAGUAUCCGCCACAAACUUACUUUAAAAAAAGAAAAAAUAGAGAAGAAAAAUACUACAGCUGAUUCUCGUGCGAAAGAAGGUGAGAAGAAGGUCGAAGCUUCACCAAAGAAGCCUGCACUCAAACGGAAAGAAGAGCUCGAGCAGUUCUACGGGAAAAACUCAAAUUUGAUUCAAGGUCUAGAAACUUCACUACAGCUCAGCUUUAACCGAAACUGUGAUACUUUCAAGCCUAUGCUCUAUCCUGCUGUCCCUUUAAACCAAGAAACGGUAGUUGCCUAGAGAAAAUAUUUUCGAAACCUUAAAUUAUUCAGUCAUGUUUGAACUAGGUGACAGUAUUUCAUAUAAGUAAGGUUAUUUUGUUUUCUCGUAUUUGUAAAUUUGCAGUCUAAUUUUUUUUAAGUUAAUAAACUACUUCAAAGAU
This is a messenger RNA of Macrosteles quadrilineatus (aster leafhopper), 1268 nucleotides long. RefSeq names its product gem-associated protein 8-like. Gene Ontology annotation, biological process: spliceosomal snRNP assembly. The transcript is spliced from 5 exons. Gene Ontology annotation, cellular component: SMN complex. Bases 113 to 1126 code for a protein of 337 amino acids. NCBI's taxonomy places the organism in Eukaryota, Metazoa, Arthropoda, Insecta, Hemiptera, Cicadellidae. The record is from RefSeq and is a predicted model, not a curated record.